GCGAUGGCCCAGUGCUGAGCGCCCCGCCAUGGCCGGCGCCCCGGGGCCGCUCCGCCUGGCGCUGCUGCUGCUCGGGGCGGUGGGCAGGGCCGGCCCCCGCCCCCAGGGCGCCACCGUGUCCCUCUCGGAGACCGUGCAGAAAUGGCGAGAGUACCGUCGCCAGUGCCAGCGCUUCCUGACCGAGGCCCCGCCCCCGGCCGCAGACCUCUUCUGCAACCGGACCUUCGAUGACUAUGCCUGCUGGCCGGAUGGGUCACCAGGCUCCUUUGUGAAUGUCAGCUGCCCCUGGUACCUACCCUGGGCCAGCAGCGUGCUGCAGGGUCACGUCUACCGGUUCUGCACCGCAGACGGCCUAUGGCUGCACAAGGACAACUCAAGCCUGCCCUGGAGGGACCUGUCCGAGUGUGAGGAUUCCAAGCGAGGGGACCGUAGUUCUCCGGAGCGACAGCUCCUGUCUCUUUACGUCGUCUACACAGUGGGCUACGCGCUCUCCUUCUCUGCGCUGGUCAUCGCCUCGGCCAUCCUCCUGGGCUUCAGACACCUGCACUGUACCCGGAACUACAUCCAUCUGAACCUCUUUGCAUCCUUCAUCCUCCGAGCACUGUCCGUCUUCAUCAAGGACGCGGUCCUCAAGUGGAUGUACAGCACGGCCGCCCAGCAGCAUCAGUGGGACGGGCUCCUCUCCUACCAGGAGUCUCUGGGCUGUCGCCUGGUGUUCCUGCUCAUGCAGUACUGCGUGGCGGCCAACUACUACUGGCUCCUGGUGGAGGGAGUGUACCUGUACACGCUGCUGGCCCUGUCCGUCUUCUCCGAGCAACGCGUCUUCAGGCUCUACCUGAGCAUUGGCUGGGGUGUUCCCCUGCUGUUUGUCAUCCCCUGGGGCAUCGUCAAGUACCUCUAUGAGGAUGAGGGCUGUUGGACCAGGAACUCCAACAUGAAUUACUGGCUCAUAAUCCGGCUGCCCAUCCUCUUCGCCAUCGGGGUGAACUUCCUCAUCUUUGUCCGGGUCAUCUGCAUUGUGGUGUCCAAACUGCAGGCCAACCUCAUGUGCAAGACAGACACCAAGUGCAGGCUCGCUAAGUCCACGCUGACACUCAUCCCCCUGCUGGGGACGCAUGAGGUCAUCUUCGCCUUCGUGAUGGACGAGCACGCCCGGGGAGUGCUGCGCUUCGUCAAGCUGUUCACGGAGCUCUCCUUCACCUCCUUCCAGGGGCUAAUGGUGGCCAUCCUGUACUGCUUUGUCAACAACGAGGUCCAGAUGGAGUUCCGGAAGAGCUGGGAGCGCUGGCGGCUGGAGCACCUGCACGUCCAGAGGGAGAACAGCAUGAAGCCCUUCAAGUGUCCCACCAGCAGCCUGAGCUGUGGGGCCACAGCAGGCAGCAGCGUGUACGCAGCCUCCUGCCAGACCUCCUGCAGCUGAGACUCGGGCGCCUCCCUCCAUGUGGCUCACUGCCGGCCUGGGUGGCCACCCCAGGUGGAAGAGACCCUCCCAGGGACUGGGGGGCAGGGGGCCGGGGGAACACCACAGGCACACACGCUCCUUCCCUGCGUUCCCGUCCCAAGCACAUCAGACAGGCAAAUGGGCAGUGCCUCCUGGGACCUGAGGACACAUUUUAUUCCGAGGAGGAGCAACCUGUUAAUUUGAUCACUGUGGCGGGUGAAGAGGAAAAAGCAGUUGCUGCUAAAACGAGGAGGAUUUCUUCUCGUUAAGCCACAAGGCCCCUGGGGUUCCCCCAGACAGAGCAGAACAUCAGCCCCAGACUCAAACUCAAGGUCAAUGGCUUAUUAGUGGCCUUGUAAGAGGACAUGGUUCUGCAAGAGGCGGAUACGACUUCAGCUAAACACGGAGCUCGGGUAACGCCAGCCGACUCUGCCUGCCUCCGGUUGGCAUCACCAUCCCUGCCUGCCUCCUCUUUAGGGGACGCUGGGCACAGGCUUGUUUCCCCUCCUCUGGCCCCUCAUCUCACUGCCCACCCUCCAGCAGCGAUUUCUAGAAGUGGUUGUGGGGGUGGUGUUGAGAAUGAACAUUGAGAAGGUGCCUCAGAGUUUCCCCUUUCUGGCCCCCACUGCUUCCUUGGGUGUUUAAGUUGCUUUGGUGCCUGCUCCCAGAGCAGGUUCACUGUGGAGGAGUCCAGCCCUGGGUGGGAGCUCUGACUCGUAUUCUAGAGAUGCUUGAGAAUCCUGUGGGGCUCAUCUAGGGGACUUUAGGAAUGUCCGCGCUGGGAAUGUAGAUUACUCUCUACUGUUGGGAACCCACAGGCGCUGAGAGAGAGACAGCCUGCCCCUCCCCAUAGAAAUAAUUUCUACCUGUGACUGGAUUACUUACCUUGCAUGGGCGUUUGAGUGCGCUGUCUUAACUUUAGCGGAUGUGACCAAAAAGAGACUCUUCCGGGAACUCUACCAGUCCCUACCAUGAUCACGGGGGUGGCCUUCCCCUCCCUUUGGUUACUUCCCUGUGAAAUUCCCCCAACGUGGGAGCUUGUAUAUACUUUGCUCAUUUCUCUGUCUUUGCUGUGAAUAGUUUCUGUCUGUACAAACGUGCAAUUCUGAAUUUUCCCAACUGGUGGAAACAAGCAGUAAAUCACAGUGGUGGUUUUGAUGUUGUUUGGGGUUGUACCGUAGUUAUUAACUUGACUCAUCCGUGCUUUGAGCUACUUAAUGUUCGCCCUGCCUCCAGUCUCAUCCCAUAAAUAAUGAGCCUCAGGGAAGCUUAAACAGGCAAAACCUUUCGAUCUAGCCACGGAGGAAAAGCAGGCAUGUGGCACCACUGCAGAGGCCCAGACAGAAGGGGAACAGCCACGCCACGGAGGGUGGCAGCUGAGUUCACAGGUAGAGGACGCAGAGCAGAAGAGAACCCUUGGGAGUUCACAUCUUCUGGGAGGGCAGAGGGAGAGUCUCCGGAUGAAUUCCUAAGUGAAUUGAUCUUUCCCUCCUCUCUUUGAAUGGCAGGAACCCUCCCCUAAAGCCUUGUGCCAGACACACUCUCCUCUGCCCCUCAGAGAGACACAGGAUGUGCAGGGAAAUAAUAAUGGGACAUAAAACACAUCAAGCAGAAAACCUCUUAUACUUCAGCUUCAGUGGAGUGCUGUGUCUAUGUUAAUAAGGAAGUUGAACCUCAGGCUAAAGAAAGGAUUUGUGCAGGCUGCCUCUUUGAGAAAAUGUGGAGAGCUGGGGGUGGGGACAUUCCUGCCUCCCCAGUCAGGAGGGCAGACAGCCCAAUGGGCAUUGGUUUUCUCUUUGGAGUUGGGGCUAGGGUGAGAAGAGUGCUGGUGGGUUUGAUUGGGUGGGAUCCAGCUCUGGUGCAAGUGUUUCCAUUUUGGGUAAGCUGGAAGAUUUUUGAGAAUCAUUAAUAAACUGUACAACAAUGAAGAGACAGAUUAAUACUAUUAUCAAGAAAUAAAUUUUUGAGGGGAAAGAUUGUGGGGAGAAAGUGUUUAGUUAGGCACUUGGGAAGGAAGCCCAGACAAUUUGGUUUUAUGCUCUAAGUUCUUUUCCCAACGGGUACCGAUUCCUGGUUGCAGAGUGCUCAUCACACCCCCAAUUGCCCCAAGCCUUUUAACAACAAGCAACGUUUUCCUUGUCAGAUACAUACCAGAUACUGAAUUGAAGAAAUAUUUCCUUUGCUCUAAGACCCGCACUAUUAAUAUUCAUUUUAGUGGCAAUGCACUCUUUCCAGAGCUAUUCCCAAACUAAAUAUAGCUCUCUAACAGAUCUGGGAAUUAUUGAAUGCAGUGUGCUCCGAAAUUCCUCUGGCUGUUUACAUGCCUGGUGCCCAAAGUCUGGAGCUUGCCGAGAAAACUUGCUUGCCUCUGUCAUGGGGCAGGGUAAGGUGCUGUGUGUGUGAGCCGUGCAGCCAGGUCUGAUGACUGUCAUGAAUAGGAGCCGAGUUCAGCACUCUGGCCAGCUCCCCCACUGACCUCGUGAGGGGCUUAAACCAUGUCAACUGAUCUUUUUCAUCCGAAUCUUUUUGGGGCAGCUAAACCACAGAACUGACACGAAACCACUUACAUUGCCUUCCCUUUAGAGCAGCUUUCCUGAUUUGCAGGCGUGAUUUGCAGUUGCCUCAAUGCACUUUUAUCCGGGAGAGUACAGCAGUGGAGUUCUCAGAGACUCAGCAGGGAAAGAUCUCGGACAUCUCAUUGCUCUGAUCUGGAAAAUUGAGGAGGGAAGUUCACAGAGGUGAUCUGCCCAAGGUCACAGGGCUAGAUGGUGGCUGAACUAGGAGAGGACCCAGGCUAACUUCUGCCUCCCAGUCCACUGAAGCCUCUGGAAAGGAUAGAUGAAAAAUACAAAUGGCCAUUCAGGACACUCUCGGUGAAAGUUGGCAAUGUUGUGUGGAGUUUCUGUUAAAGAGAAAACACAGCAGCGAAGAGAGACAAGUCAGUCGGCGCAGGUGCCAUUUCAGUGAUUUAUGCCACUGAGAAGAGGGGCGGGUGUGCUUUGCUGUCGUCCCAUGUACCUCAUUCAUCCUUGUGUUCAGAUUAAGAAAUGAAAUGCAUUAGAGCUCAAGUGUACACAGAAGCAGCAAGGAGCCAUUUCGGAUAGCAAAUCCAGCGGUCUUUUGGUGGGUUGGCUUAGUGAUUUUCUGAUGCACCUGUGCUCGUUUGAGAAGUUGUGUGUUCUAAUAGCCCUGCAGAGUGGACUAAAAGAACCUAGAGAAAGACCUAACAACCUGACCCUCAGCAUUGCCUCCCUAGUACUCCCUGAAGUUGGAGAAGACUAGCAAGCCUGGAAAAGAUGGCACAGCCGCCACCGAGGGCAAAUAGAGUCAGUUCACAUCCAGGUGCCCAAAGGCUUGGCCCCCGUAUCUGUGUGGGCCACGUUUCAGCAGCUCCUGUCCCCACUUCUUCCUCUGUUUCUUCUAGAAGAAGACUGUGCGUGUGUGUGUGUGUGUGUGUGUGUGUGUGUAUUUUUUCCUGUGCAUAGCAGUAUAAAGUUAGAGAUGAAUCCAGAGUAAUUCCCCCUCCCCACUGUGAAGGUCAGGGGACUGCACAGCAGCGGGGUGAGAAUGGUGGGAGACUGAGCUAGAUGCUUUCUCUCCAUGCACAGACAGAGCUCCCAUUACUGCUAAUGCCUGCGACGUGCCCAGGGAAGACAAGAUGCACUCCAAAGGUUUAUUUUCCCUCUACUGAAUUGAUUCUAAUCCACAGUGCUGACCCUGCUUUUGGCUCCAAAACCUAUAAAAGACAUGUCGGCUCCCUCCGCUAAGACAGCUAUGUGAAUGACAUCCUAAAUACACAACAGAAACCAAAUUAGAAUCAAUUCUUUUUUUUUUUUUUUUUCCUUUUCUUGGCUGCAGCAAGUUUUCUUGGGGGAAAACAUGACCCAAUGUGAGAAACUUCUGCAGAUAGCAUCACCAUGCCCCUGUGGUAUUAUCUGCUGACUCAAACCAGCUCUCCGGCCCCCACGCUGCGGGCUGUAUCAAGGAAGCGUUGUUAAGCAGUAUAAUUUGAAACACUUAACGCCACAGUGUAUCCACGGUAUCUAUAAUUACUUCUGCUCUGUCUGUGGAUACAGAUUGGCAGGAAGCAGAUAAGUAUAAUUGUUUUCCAAUUAACUCUCAAAGUCUUUUGGACUUGGCCUGUAUCUGAGUCUAUCUGAGGAGUGAAUUUUCCCUCUUCCCCUUCUGCCAUUCUAGCCGGUUUUUUGGGAUCUCAGCCAGCAAGGGAACAUUCUCCCCUUAAAGCAUCCGACCUCUUCCCCAGCGCAACAUUUACCCCCUCUCACCUCCCGUCCCUGCAGUGGGCUUCCCACGCUUCUCCCUGGCUGCAUCAGCAAGAGGUGAGCCCACCGGUAAGAGGUGAGCCCACCAGCUGUGCUAGGAGUGCCAUGCUCUUGACUGUGACCAAUUUCAGGGUACAGCUAGAAGGGAGGCGCAGUCAGGGCUGAAGUCACAUACCACAUCUUGCACUGUAGUACAGUGAGGAGGGCUGCAACCAGUAGCAUGGAUCCUAACUUACAUUGGGGUUAAGCAACCUUUCCUGAUGGGGCCUGUCAAAGCUCUCAUAGCCCAGACAAUCUAGUGUGACUCAUUAUCUCUGUGCAAUCCGGGAGAAAAAAUAUAUAUAUAUAAAUGAGAAUAUUUGGAUUUGGUUUGGGGGGUAGGCGGUGCCCUAAGCCAAGUUUGGAACAUACAACAAAUUAGGUGUUGAGGCUUCUCUGCAAGGGGAGCCAGUGAGAGUAGUCAGGAAGGGGCAAGAUUCGUAGCUGACAGACAGAGCUCGAUCUUGCCAAAUGGUUCAUGUGUUACUUCCAAAUCUGCAUUUCCUCUAAGCUUCUCCCACUAAAAAUAAUCAUCAUACCCUCGGAGCAGAUAAACCUGAACGUUUUGGAGCAGGGGCCAGUGGAUACAGAGCUGAGAUACACCAAGAGGAAGGUGAGUGGAGCUCUCGGGAGGGACAAAACGGAAUUUCUGUCUUCAGUUCUCUUGAGGGAUGUUGUGCUUCAUGGAUGUUUAAACAAGGUAAUCUUCAUGCGAUUUCUUAAUAUAUAAACUCAUGUAAAAUAUGACCUGCGACUACAGGUAGCAAAUGUGUGUGGCAUGUAAUUAGUGUACAGGUGCAAAUGGAUUCACACUCUGUCCUAAUCUGCCUUGUAAGUCAAAUAAAAACCUGUCCUUAC
This is a messenger RNA of Capra hircus (goat), 6621 nucleotides long. RefSeq names its product glucagon like peptide 1 receptor (gene GLP1R). Lineage: Eukaryota; Metazoa; Chordata; Mammalia; Artiodactyla; Bovidae. The coding region runs from base 29 to 1420 and encodes 463 amino acids. The record is from RefSeq and is a predicted model, not a curated record. Gene Ontology annotation, molecular function: peptide hormone binding; glucagon receptor activity. The transcript is spliced from 13 exons. Gene Ontology annotation, biological process: adenylate cyclase-activating G protein-coupled receptor signaling pathway; cell surface receptor signaling pathway. Gene Ontology annotation, cellular component: plasma membrane.